This is a messenger RNA of Camelus dromedarius (Arabian camel), 5659 nucleotides long. It is a transcript of the gene CD163, whose product is annotated as CD163 molecule. Bases 94 to 5505 code for a protein of 1803 amino acids. Lineage: Eukaryota; Metazoa; Chordata; Mammalia; Artiodactyla; Camelidae. Gene Ontology annotation, biological process: zymogen activation. Gene Ontology annotation, molecular function: serine-type endopeptidase activity. The transcript is spliced from 25 exons. Gene Ontology annotation, cellular component: plasma membrane. The record is from RefSeq and is a predicted model, not a curated record.
GGAAGUGAAAUGAUUUUUCUUGGUGGUCCUCUUCUUAAGGAGAGCAUUUCCAGGGACUAGUACAAGAAGACUUAAGAGGCACAAAUCCUUGGAAUGGACAAACUCAGAAUGGUGCUACAUGAAAACUCUGGAUCUGCUGACUUUAGAAGAUGCUCUGUCCGCUUAGGUCCCUUCACUGUUGCUGUGGUCUCAGUUCUCAGUGCCUGCUUGAUCACCAGUUCCCUUGGAGGAACAGACAAAGAGCUGAGGCUAACGGCUGGUGAGAACAACUGCUCGGGGAGAGUGGAGGUGAAAGUCCAGGAGGAGUGGGGGACGGUGUGUAACAAUGGCUGGGACAUGGCUGCGGUCUCCGUUAUUUGUAGGCAGCUGGGAUGUCCUACUGCUAUCAAAGCUGCUGGAUGGACUAAUUCCAGUGCGGGCUCUGGACGCAUUUGGAUGGAUCAUGUUUCCUGUCGAGGGAAUGAGUCAGCGAUCUGGGACUGCAAACACGGUGGAUGGGGAAAGCAUAACUGUACUCACCAACAGGAUGCUGGAGUCACCUGCUCAGAUGGAUCUGACUUGGAGAUGAGGCUGAUGAACGCAGGAAACCGGUGUUCAGGAAGAAUUGAGAUCAAAUUCCAAGGACAGUGGGGAACAGUGUGCGAUGAUGACUUCAGCAUGAAUCAUGCUGCUGUGGUUUGUAAACAGCUUCAGUGUGGAGGUCCUGUCAGUUUCUCUGGUUCAGCUAAUUUUGGAGAAGGUUCUGGACCAAUCUGGUUUGAUGAUCUUGUAUGCAAUGGAAAUGAGUCAGCUCUCUGGAACUGCAAACAUUCAGGAUGGGGAAAGCAUAACUGUGAUCAUGCUGAGGACGCUGGAGUGAUUUGCUUAGAGGGAGCAGACCUGAGCCUGAGAGUGACAGAUGGAGUCAACAAAUGUUCAGGAAGAUUGGAAGUGAGAUUCCAAGGAGAAUGGGGGACAGUGUGCGAUGAUGGCUGGGAUAGUGACGAUGCUGCUGUGGCAUGUAAGCAACUGGGAUGUCCGACUGCCAUCACUGCCAUAGGUCGAGUUAACGCCAGUGAGGGAACUGGACACAUUUGGCUUGACAGUGUUUCCUGCGAAGGACAUGAGUCUGCUGUCUGGCACUGCAAACACCACGAGUGGGGGAAGCAUUAUUGCAAUCAUAAUGAAGAUGCUGGUGUGACUUGUUCUGAUGGGUCAGAUCUGGAACUGAGACUCACAGGUGGAGGCAGCCGCUGUGCUGGGACAGUGGAGGUGGAAAUUCAGAAACUGAUAGGGAAAGUGUGUGACAGAACCUGGGGACUGAAAGAAGCUGAUGUGGUUUGUAGGCAGCUGGGAUGUGGAUCUGCACUCAAAACAUCCUAUCAAGCUUAUUCCAAAAUUAAGGAAACAAACACGUGGCUGUUUUUAAGCAGCUGUAAUGGAAACGAAACUUCUCUUUGGGACUGCAAGAACUGGCAAUGGGGCGGACUUAGUUGUGAACACUAUGAAGAAGCCAAAGUUACCUGCUCAGCCCACAGGGAACCCAGACUGGUUGGAGGGGACAUUCCCUGCUCUGGUCGUGUGGAAGUGAAACAUGGCGACACUUGGGGCUCCGUCUGUGAUUCCGACUUCUCUCUGGAAGCGGCCAGCGUGCUGUGCAGGGAAUUACAGUGCGGCACGGUCGUCUCCAUCCUGGGGGGAGCUCACUUUGGAGAAGGAAGUGGACAGAUCUGGGCUGAAGAAUUCCAGUGUGAGGGACAGGAGUCCCAUCUUUCACUGUGCCCAGUAGCACCCCGCCCAGAUGGCACUUGCAGCCACAGCAGGGACGUUGGAGUGGUCUGCUCAAGAUACACAGAAGUCCGCUUGGUGAAUGGCAAGUCCUUAUGUGAAGGAAGAGUGGAGCUCAACUUUCUUGGGACCUGGGGGUCCCUGUGCAACUCUCACUGGGACAUGGAAGAUGCCCACGUUUUGUGCCAGCAGCUUAAAUGUGGAGUUGCCCUUUCUACCCCAGGAGGAGCAGCUUUCGGGAAAGGAAGUGGGCAGGUCUGGAGGCACAAGUUUCACUGCACUGGGACUGAGCAGCACGUAGGAGACUGUCCCGUAACUGCUCUUGGUGCAUCGUUAUGUUCUGCAGAGCAAGUAGCUUCUGUAAUCUGUUCAGGAAACCAGAGUCAGACACUAUCCCCAUGCAAUUCAUCAUCCUCGAGUCCAACAAGCUCUCCUGUUUCAGAAGAGAGAGGUGUUGCCUGCAUCGUGAGCGGGCAGCUCCGCCUGGUAAACGGAGGCGGCCGUUGUGCAGGGAGAGUAGAGGUGUAUCAUGAGGGCUCCUGGGGCACCAUCUGUGAUGACAGCUGGGACUUGAGUGAUGCCCACGUGGUGUGCAGACAGCUGGGCUGUGGAGUGGCCAUUAAUGCCACUGGUUCUGCCCAUUUUGGGGAAGGAACUGGGCCUAUCUGGCUGGAUGAGAUGAACUGCAAUGGAAAAGAGUCUCACAUAUGGAAGUGCCAUUCACAUGGCUGGGGGCGGCACAACUGCAGGCAUAAGGAGGAUGCGGGCGUUAUCUGCUCAGAGUUCAUGUCUCUGAGGCUGAUCAGCGAAACCAGCAGAGAGACCUGUGCAGGGCGCCUGGAAGUCUUUUACAAUGGAGCUUGGGGCAGCGUUGGCAAGAGUAACAUGUCUGCGACCACGGUGGGGGUGGUAUGCAGGCAGCUGGGCUGUGCGGACAAAGGGAACAUCAGCCCUGCAUCUUUAAACAAGAGGACGACCAGGCACAUGUGGGUGGACAAUGUUCAGUGCCCGAAAGGACCUGACACAUUAUGGAAGUGCCCGUCAUCUCCAUGGCAGUGGAGACUGGCCAGCCCCUCAGAGGAGACCUGGAUCACAUGCGCCAAUGAACAACUCCGCCUGGUGGACGGGGACGGCCGCUGCGCAGGCAGAGUGGAGAUCCUCCACCAGGGCUCCUGGGGCACCAUCUGUGAUGACUUCUGGGAACUGAUCGAUGCCCAUGUGGUGUGCAGACAGAUGGGCUGUGGACAAGCCCUCGAUGCCUUGGGCUUCGCUCGAUUCGGGGCGGGAUCCGGGCCCAUCUGGCUGGAUGAUGUGAACUGCACGGGAACAGAGUCCCACGUGUGGAGGUGCCCUUCUAAGGGCUGGGAGAAGCACAACUGCGAUCAUACAGAGGAUGCAGGAGUCAUCUGCUCAGGAUUUGUGCAUCUGGUUGGAGGGCAUGGACCCUGCUCAGGGCAAGUAGAAGUGCAUUCUGAAGAAGAUUGGACUCCAGUGUCUGACGGGAACUUUACCUUCCUCACAGCCCAGGUCAUCUGUGCAGAGCUGGGCUGUGGCAAGGCUGUGUCUCUCAUAGAACACGUGCCCUUCAGAGAGUCAGAUGGUCAGAUCUGGGCUGAGGAGUUCAGGUGUACCGGGGAGGAGUCUGAGCUCUGGUCCUGCCCCAGGGUGCCCUGUCCAGGAGGAACCUGCCGCCACAGUGGAGCUGCUCAAGUUGUCUGUUCAGCAUACACAGAAGUGCGGCUCAUGAAAAAUGACACGUCUCAGUGUGAGGGACGAGUGGAGAUGAAUAUUUCUGGAGGAUGGAGAGCGCUCUGUGCCUCGCACUGGACGAUGGCCAACGCCCAUGUUGUCUGUCGUCAGCUCGGCUGUGGAGUCGCCACCUCCAUCCCCAGAGGACCAUACUUUGUUGAAGGAAGCGAUCCUAUCUGGAAAGCCCGAUUUCACUGCUCAGGGGCUGAGUCCUUCUUGUGGAAUUGCCCGCUGACUGCCCUGGGUGCUCCUGACUGUGCCCAUGGAAACACAGCCUCUGUGAUCUGCUCAGGAAACCAGACCCAGGUGCUGCCCCAGUGCCACGACUCCGUGUCUGAACCAGGAGGCUCUGCAGCCUCAGAGGGGAGCCCGGCCAACUGCUCAGACAGCAGGCGGCUCCGCCUGGCGGACGGGGGCGGCCGCUGCGCAGGCAGAGUGGAGAUCCUCCACCAGGGCUCCUGGGGCACCAUCUGUGAUGACGGCUGGGACCUGACCGAUGCCCACGUGGUGUGCAGACAGCUGGGCUGCGGACAGGCCGUGGACGCCUCGCCCUUGGCUCGCUUCGGGGCGGGAUCCGGGCCCAUCUGGCUGGACGAGCUGAACUGCACGGGGAAGGAGCCGCACGUGUGGAGGUGCCCUUCGCGGGGCUGGGGGCGGCACGACUGCAGGCACAAGGAGGACGCGGGGGUCGUCUGCUCAGAGUUCCUGGCCCUGAGGAUGGUGAGCGAGGACCAGGAGUGUGCCGGGUGGCUGGAAGUCUUCUACAACGGGACCUGGGGCAGUGUCUGCCGCAGCCCCAUGGAAGAGCUCACCUUGUCCAUCGUCUGCAGCCAGCUUGGCUGUGGGGACAGUGGAACUCUCAACCCUUCUGUUGCUUUUAGGGAAGGUUCUAGACCCCGGUGGGUAGAUUUAAUCCAGUGUCGGAGAACUGAUACCUCUCUCUGGGAGUGUCCUUCUGACCCUUGGAAAUACAAUUCCUGUUCUCCAAAGGAGGAAGCUUACAUCUCCUGUACAGGAAUUAGACCCAAGAGCUGUCCAACUGCUGCCCCCUGCACAGACAAAGAGAAGCUCCGACUCCGGGGAGGAGGCACCCAGUGCUCAGGGCGUGUGGAGGUUUGGCACAGCGGCUCCUGGGGCACAGUGUGUGAUGACUCCUGGAGCCUGGCAGAGGCCGAGGUGGUGUGUCAGCAGCUGGGCUGUGGCCACGCCCUGGAAGCCCUGCAAGAUGCAGCGUUUGGCCCUGGGAACGGGAGCAUCUGGCUGGAUGAGGUGCAGUGCAGGGGCAGGGAGCCCUCCCUAUGGGCCUGUGCUGCGGAGCCCUGGGGGCAGAACGACUGCAAGCACGAGGAGGACGCCGGGGUGAGGUGCUCUGGUGACAGGACAACAGUUCCCCCAACUCGUGGAAGAACCAGUACAGCUUCAUCUACCAUCCCUGGCAUCUUCUCCCUUCCUGGAAUCCUCUGUGUCAUACUGGGUGCCCUUCUCUUCCUGGUCCUCAUCAUCCUGGGGAUUCAGCUACACCGAGGGAGAGCAGAGCACCAAGCCUUAUCAGCUUUUAAAGAUGCAUUUGAUGAAGCCUUGUACCAGGAGAUUGAUGACCUCGUGAAAUCAGAAAAGGUGGACCUGUUGGAUAACCCAGAUAACCUGUCUGAUGACUCAGCGACUAAGCUGCAGUAUUACACAGGGGACGAUGAGGAGAAUGGAGACCCUGAGUCUGCCUCAGAGCCUCCAGGACAGCAUGUUGAUGCCACAGGAAAUGGUUAUGAUGAUGUGGAUGAGUCACCUGUUCCUGUAACUCCUUCCUUGCCUGGAAUGAAUGAGAAUUAUUUUUCCCCAGAGGAUGGAGGUGGUGCCAAUUCUUCCCAGACAGGCAUCUCUCUGCAGUCUCCUAGAGAAGCUGUCAACUCUAGCAUGAAAGAGAAAGAAUCCCCAUUGGUCCUGAGACAAGAUGAGCCUGAGUAUGAUGAUGUUGAGCUUAGCACCAUGUAGAGCCGUUUUGAAGCAAGAAACUCUUCAGAGAAUCGUCUGUAAUAUUGUUUCUCAGAUAAAUGAGAAUCCUGUCUUCUCCAUUACUGCAGCUUUUACAUGUAACUAUGAUUAAAGGAAAUUAUUCAUAAUAAAUACUCUGAGCUUAACAGACAAA